AUUUUUUCCCUUAGGUAUUUUAUGGUCCUCAUUCAGGAAAUGGCCUUAAAAGUUGAUCAGGGGUUUUUAGGAGCUAUUACUGCACUGUUUACUCCAACAACUGACCCUGAAGCCAAAAGAAGACGGACAGAGUUAAUUCAGGAAGAUUCUGCUGCUCUAAACACAGAAUUAGUGGAGCCCUCGGUGACUGAUACAUCCGUUCUUAGUUUCUUCGAACUUUUCCAUAUUUCUCCUAUUAAGUUGCACUUGAGUUUGUCUUUGGGCUCUGGUGGUGGAGAGUCAGACAAAGAAAAACAGGAAAUCAUUCCAAUUUAUUCUGUCAAUCUGCUGUUGAAAAGUAUCGGUGCUACUCUGACUGAUGUGGACGACCUCAUAUUCAAACUUGCUUAUUAUGAAAUUCGCUGUCAGUUUUACAACAGAGAUCAGCUGAUGUGGAGCGUUGUUAGACAUUACAGCGAACAGUUCUUGAAACAGAUGUAUGUCCUUGUAUUGGGCUUAGAUGUGCUUGGAAACCCAUUUGGAUUGAUUAGAGGUCUGUCUGAAGGAUUUGAAGCUUUAUUCUAUGAACCCUUCCAG
This is a messenger RNA of Vicugna pacos (alpaca), 576 nucleotides long. NCBI's taxonomy places the organism in Eukaryota, Metazoa, Chordata, Mammalia, Artiodactyla, Camelidae. The record is from RefSeq and is a predicted model, not a curated record.